This is a messenger RNA of Colletotrichum destructivum, 2892 nucleotides long. RefSeq lists its product as uncharacterized. The transcript has 6 exons. The record is from RefSeq and is a predicted model, not a curated record. NCBI's taxonomy places the organism in Eukaryota, Fungi, Ascomycota, Sordariomycetes, Glomerellales, Glomerellaceae. Bases 972 to 2612 code for a protein of 546 amino acids.
CUCCUACUGCAUUGUUGAUGCCCUCCCUCAUCGCUUUCCAAGCAGAUCAUCGGGGGAGCGUGUGGCCUGUCCCGGCCGUUGUCAUUGCAUAGAGCUGACGUGACAGCCUCGAAGCUUUAACCCAGCAGCGGACGCUUGUCCGCCACUGUCUGUCUGGUGGAUAUGGGAGCAAAGUGUCUGAGGUUCGUGUUUUUCUGCCAUGUACAAGUGUCUCUCUGCCAUCGUACCUACCCAGCUAGUGUCACCAACGACGGCCUCUAAACGGAAAAAAAGUACAGAGACUCUGAAGUCCAAGUCAGCAGCUGCAACCACCUAUGUACAGCAAGAUCGGGGGAAGGGGCAUUUCGCCAGACACGGAGGCAGGCGCGAUUGUUCAUGUACGCCAGGAACGAAUAGAGGUAGGCAAGAGCGAGUGGCCGAAGGACCUUGAGACAGAGCAAGAGGCAAAGUACGUAUGUACGUACAAACAAACCAUUGGCUCAAGGCCUCCGCAGCGACCAGAUGCACCCAAAUGCAGCCACAAUUUCCCACAAACGCACUGCAGUGACGUGAUGGAUUCCUGCCGUGAAUUAGAUCAUCCGUGGACCGUUCUGUUCGCCGCUUGACGCUCGACGCCUGCCGUGACCCUCCCUGUCGUCAGUCCAACCUAGGUACCUAUCUACCUACCUACGGAAGCCCUCCGCCUGCCUGCCUGCCUGCCUGCCUAUCUGCUGCUGUCCCUCCGUCCCAUCCCCCCUGCAACCAGCUUCUCGCCCGUCCUCUACGUGUUCCGCCUCCCACAUCGACACGACAACAAAAACCACCUGCCCCCUUAGCAACAUUUCCUCCAAACCUUUACUCUCCUGCUUCUUCCUCCUUCACACAAGCCUUGUGAUUUCUCUACUCAGUUCUUUCCGGCCUUCCCACCCUCCCUUCGUGAUACCCCCAAAGACUCGGCUUCAUUGGAAGACUGAUCCAUAGAAACCACCGCAAUGCGUUUCCUCCCCGCCGUCCUGACGGCUUUGACUGCCCAGGGCGUCAUCGCAAGCUCCUGGUUCUCCAAGGCUGCCUACAACAAAUGGCACGAGACGGAGCUUGAGCGCUGGCUCUCCGACCAUGACGUCCCGUACCCCACCCCCGCCGACCGCAAGGACCUCGAGAAGCUCAUUGAGAGCAACUGGAACGACAUCGUCGUCGCUCCCUACAACCUGUGGGAUACCGACCGCCUGUCAAACUACCUGAAGGCCAAGGGUCUCCAGACUGAAGGUGCUGCCAAGGCCAAUAAGGAGUCCCUUCUCUCCCAGGUCCAGGGAACCUGGUACGAGACCGGUGACCAGGCCCAGAACGCCUAUCUCAACGUCAAGGACUGGAUCUUGGACAGCUGGACCGACAGCCAGCUCAAGGCCUUUGCCGACAAGCACAGCAUUCCUGUUCCCCAGCCCCGCAACCGCGACAGCAUCCUUCAGAAGGCCCGCGCCAACUACGAGACCAUUGCCCAGAAGGCUGGCGAGACCGCCUCCUACCCCGGCAACUGGCUGUACGAGACCUGGUCCGAAUCUGAUCUCAAGGAGUGGCUCGACACCCAUGGCUUCCCCGCCCCUCAGGUCACCAGCCGUGACAAGCUGAUUGCCUCCGUUCGCCGCAACUCUCGUCUUGCUUCCCUCAAGGCUCAAGAGCAGGCCGCCAGCGCUUCCGCCAGCGCCCAGCAGGCCUACGCUACCCUGACUGACAUGGUCAUCGAUGCUUGGAGCGACUCUCAGCUCAAGGAAUUUGCCGACAAGAAUGGCAUUCCUGUUCCCCAGGGUACCAAAACCAACGAGCUUAAGGCCCUGAUCCGCAAGCACCGCGCCGACUUCCUUCAGAACAACGUCUCUGGCGCCGCUGCCAGCGCCUACGGCGCUGCCACUUCCAAUGUUGGCUCGGCUGCCUCUAAGGCCACCGACGGUGUCUCUAACGCUGCUUCUGAUGCUUUCAACGCUGCCAUUGGCACGUGGUCUGAGAGUCGCCUUAAGGGCUACCUUGAUGCUCGCGGUGUUCCCGUUCCCCAGGGAUCCAAGACUGAUGAACUUCGUGCUCUCGUUCGCAAGAACCAGCACAAGGCUGCCACUGGCUGGAGCGCAUGGACCUACGAUGAUCUUUCCACUGAGAACCUGAGAAAGUACCUUGCUUCCAGCAGCGAUGCUACUGUCAAGAAGGUUGCUGAGAAGAAGGAUGCUUCUCGCGAUGAGCUCGUUAACGCUGCUCAGUCUGCUUACAGCUCCGCCUCGUCUGCUGGUGGUGCCUCGUACGCGUCUGUCACCAGCUACUUCGCCCAGGCCACCGAUUCUGCCAAGUCUACUCUGUUCGAUACAUGGAGCGAGAGCGAGCUUAAGUCUUACUUGGAAAGCUACGGUGUCAACGUUCCCCAGGGUUCCACCAUUGACGAGCUCCGCGCCUACGCCCGCAAGCAGUACACGUACUUCAAGUACGGUACUUCCACGCCCUCGGAGACUCUCUAUGCUAAGAUCGCUGAGAACGCGAAGGGUACCUGGAACUGGGUUGCCAACCAGGUUGGUCUUGGUGCCGAUGUUGCCCAGAAGAAGGCUGCCGACACCAAGAAGGCGGCCGAGAACGCCAAGAAGCAGGAGUUGUAAAUGCUCGUGCUUCCCGCUUCUUAAUACCUGCCUCUCAUCAUAAGUGGCCAUGGCGACUCUUCGGAGUUGCAGAAUUAUGACGGAUGACAAAAUUUGGGUUUCCGGCUUGCUUUAACGAUACUUUGCACUUUGAAUCGGAAUGGUCUGGGGGUGGUUUGCCUUCAGAACUCAUGGGUAGUUAGUAUCGGCAUCGGGUUUCUUUUGCCCCUCCUGCUCGCAUGGGGCUAGAAAUGUACACUAUUCGGUUAGGGAUGAGCCAUGAGAUUAAUCAUUACCAAUG